This is a messenger RNA of Morone saxatilis (striped sea-bass), 2648 nucleotides long. It is a transcript of the gene ngly1, whose product is annotated as N-glycanase 1. Gene Ontology annotation, biological process: protein quality control for misfolded or incompletely synthesized proteins; protein deglycosylation; glycoprotein catabolic process. The record is from RefSeq and is a predicted model, not a curated record. NCBI's taxonomy places the organism in Eukaryota, Metazoa, Chordata, Actinopteri, Moronidae. Gene Ontology annotation, molecular function: peptide-N4-(N-acetyl-beta-glucosaminyl)asparagine amidase activity. Gene Ontology annotation, cellular component: cytoplasm; nucleus; cytosol. Bases 97 to 2100 code for a protein of 667 amino acids. The transcript has 13 exons.
ACCCUAAACACCUAACGUUAGUAGGUGAAAUUACACUGUUAGCAUUAGCUACUGUAAACUGCAUAGACAGUUCCUGUUGGUACAAGAAAGAUCAGUAUGGCGGUGUCACCAGCAGUCACAACGUUAUGUGAGAAUUCUAAUGGAGUGUUUUUAGACGCCGCCAAGUUAUUACUUACAUACGCGGACAACAUUUUAAGAUAUCCCAGUGAGGAAAAGUACAGAUCGAUCCGCAUAGGGAAUCCUACUUUCUCCACCAAGCUGUUGCCCAUCAAAGGUGCUGUGGAAUGCCUCUUUGAAAUGGGAUUUGAGGAGGUACAAUUCAUAAGUAACUGCCAGGCUGAGACCCACCUGGUGUUCCCCAAGUCUGCAUCAGUGGAACAGCUCAGGCUCAUCAGGGAAUCCAUAGCAGCAGAGAGGGAUCAGAGGCUGCGCGGAGGACAGCCCGUCCAACCCGCUGUUCAGGCUGCUGCGGCCUCAGCCUCAGCCUCAGCCUCAGCUCCAGAGAGCUCUGCUGCUGCCUCCAUCCGGCCGGUUUCACCACCUCCACCACAGCCAUCGUCCUUGGAGAGCAGUAUGAGCUUCUUUGUCACUCUCCAGUCAAACUUUCAACAUGUGAUGCUGUAUGAAAACCCUGAGCUGCAGCAGAAAGCCAGGAGCUGCAUCCCUCACCAGCAGCUGUCCUCUGCUGCUGAACACAAGCUAAAGGAGGUGAAAGAGGCUGACCCAGAAUGUAAACUCGGAAAAGAAGACUUCCUGGUGCUGGAGUUGCUCAGAUGGUUCAAACAGGACUUCUUCUCCUGGGUGAACUGUCUGCCAUGCAGCAGCUGUGGAGGCCAGACCCAGAACGCCCGCUCCCUCAGUCCCACCACCGAUGACCUCCGCUGGGGAGCCCAGCGAGUGGAGGACCACUACUGUCGGAGCUGCCAGCUCUCCACCAGAUUCCCCAGAUUCAUCAACAAACACUUCCGCUGUGGUGAGAACACGGAUCUAACACGGUAUAACAAUCCUGAGAAGCUUCUUGAAACCAGGAGGGGGCGCUGUGGGGAGUGGGCUAAUUGUUUCACAUUGUGCUGCAGAGCCCUGGGCCUUGAGGCCAGAUAUAUCUGGGACAGCACAGACCAUGUGUGGACAGAGAUUUACUCGGUGUCUCAGCGUCGCUGGCUGCACUGUGACUCGUGUGAGAAUGUCUGUGAUAAGCCUCUACUGUACGAGGUUGGCUGGGAGAAGAAACUGGCCUACAUUCUGGCUUUCUCUAAGGACCAGGUUGUCGAUGUGACCUGGAGGUAUUCCUGCAAACAUCCAGAGGUUUUGUCGAGAAGGACCAGGGUUCAGGAGACGUGGCUGCUGCACACCAUCAAUGGCCUCAAUGCCUCUAGGCAGCAGUCCCUGAGUCCAGAAAGGAAGAAGGAGCUGACGGAGAGGCUGCUUGUCGAGCUGGUGGAGUUCAUUUCCCCCAAGAAGCCAAAACCAGGAGAGCUGGGUGGACGCAACUCUGGCUCUCUGGCCUGGAGGAUAGCACGUGGAGAGACUAGAGGGGCUGACUCAGGGACCUCUACACAGGCUGAUGGUUAUGUGUUUACUCCUACUGAGAAAGAGAAGGGUGAUCGGUUACUGCAUGUGCGCUACAGUGCCACCAAAGACCAGUACUGUCGAGUGUCCAACGACUCUGAAGUGAUUCAGAGCUGGGAUCAGUGUGUGUGGAACAAGGACUCUGUCUUCAGAAAGGUGGAGAGUGACUGGCAGAUGGUGUACAUAGCUCGAACAGAAGGCUCCUCUAUGGGAAGAAUCAGCUGGAAGUUUGACUUUGCUCCAGCAGGACUGAAGAUAAAGUCUCUUUCAGUCAUGGCCAGUAGCCAGACCUUCCACUCUGGGAAAGUCUGCUGGCAGUUGCAGGCAGGCCCGAUUACUACAGAGUUCUCUGGAGAUGGGAAGAUGCAGUCGUUCCAGAGUCUGUCCGGCUCCUCUGAGUUCAUUGUUGUGGCAGGACUCAGUGGUGGAGAAGGGGAGACGUCAUGGCAGCACACUCAGCUCUUCAGACAAAGCUUGAAGCAGACAGAGGAGACUUCAUUUGAAAUUCUUAUCCACUUAGAAGACGCUUAACAUAUGUUUUACUCAACAAAACUUGGACCCCUAAUUUGUUUUCACAGUCGACUGCUUUGACAAGUUCAGAGCUGUUUGGUUUUGUUUGAUGACAAAUCAGUGUAAUAUUAAAUUUGUGUCAGCCCUUCUGGAUGAUUAAAUACGCAUGGCCUAAUGAUUGACAAAUGAACUCAUGAAUUUUGUACCUAUUGCAGGUACAGAUGUUGUCAAACAUUUAAUCUAUUUUUUUAUUUGACUGAGGGCCAAAUAACCUAUAAGAUGUGCAGUCUACAAUAUACCUGUAAGGAGUUUUAACCAUAAAGCCAUAGUUUCUUUAACAUCAACUGUGAAUGUGUCUGUUAUUUGUGAUGCGUAGGGUUGAUGCCUCAUCAGCAUCAGGUUGCUUUAGUUCUCCUACCAGUAAUAAACUAUUUUAUUAUUUAUUAUUGGUCAGCGUGUCAUGCCGCCAGGCUACCUACAUGUGUAUAAUUAUAAAUGGAGCAAAUGAAUGUUGGUGUGAUGGAAAGGGCUCAAAAUGUAUGGUGGUAUAAUAAAGAUAUUUUUCCAGU